Messenger RNA from Rhagoletis pomonella (apple maggot), 1878 nucleotides. RefSeq names its product protein phosphatase PTC7 homolog. The record is from RefSeq and is a predicted model, not a curated record. Lineage: Eukaryota; Metazoa; Arthropoda; Insecta; Diptera; Tephritidae.
AUUUAUGCUGAUUUGGACCCACAAAUCCCAACAUCACUUUUAAGAAUUACUAAAACGAAAUGAUAUCGACCUACAUUUUCCGCAUAUGCAAUUCCGAUAACUUUUUAACUAUUGAAUAUUUUGUGAAAGGUGCUAAUUAGAAGGAAUUUGAAAAAAAUAAAACCAAAGUAAAAGUUUGGAAAAAAUAUAUUUGGACUUCUAUAUCGCGUUAUUACAUAAUUUAAGGAUUCGCAUCAUCCCCAAUAUGAAAAUUUGAACCAUUCUAGCUUUUUAAUCACGUUUCACGCUUAAAACUACUGUAAAACGCGCUACGAAGGAGACAAGAGCUUUCUGAUGCAUUCAUUGAGCUGGACGACGAGAGUAAUCUCGCGAGCGUUACGUAGUAGCUUCUCUACGCUACUAGAGACAGCUAGCAAUGCAACAGCGAAUGUAAAUAGUGCCUCGAAACAACGCCCGCACUUUGUAUCUGUUGUGUGUGGCUUUCCUAAAGACUUUCUAACUUCCAAAUACAAGCCAGGCAAAUACGGCGAAGAUUCAUGGUUUAAGACGUCAACCACCAACGCAGAUGUGCUAGGUGUAGCUGACGGCGUCGGCGGUUGGCGCAAUUACGGCAUCGAUCCCGGUGAAUUUAGUUCUUUUCUGAUGAAAACUUGCGAGCGUCUAGUCCAUUGUGUUAAUUUUAAUCCCCAACGACCUGUUAAUCUCUUAGCCUAUAGUUAUUGCGAGUUGCUAGAACAAAAAAAACCUAUUUUAGGCAGCAGCACCGCUUGUGUGCUCGUGCUGAAUCGAGAGAAUAGCACCGUCUAUACCGCUAAUAUCGGCGAUAGCGGUUUUAUGGUUGUUCGAAAGGGUGAAAUCAUCCACAAGUCCGAAGAACAGCAACAUUACUUCAAUACACCAUUUCAGUUAUCGCUACCGCCCCCGGGACAUGGCCAUAAUGUGCUAAGCGACAGUCCGGAUUCGGCGGAUACUCUUAGCUUUUCCGUGAAAGAAGGCGACGUUAUAUUGGUGGCCACAGAUGGCGUCUUUGAUAAUGUCCCCGAGCGUUUGUUGCUUGAUGUACUCAAAGAGUGCGAAGGUGUAACCGAUCCUGUGAAGCUGCAGAUGACCGCCAACUCAUUGGCUUUAAUGGCGCGCUCAUUGUCAUUCGACAGCGAAUUCAUGUCGCCAUUCGCCAUAAAUGCCAGGCGCAAUAACAUUAAUGCAACAGGCGGCAAACCUGACGACAUAACUGUGGUACUCGCUACUGUAGCAAUGUGAAAUUAAUUAAGUUAUUUUUAGGUUUAAUUUAUAAAACGUGUAAACAGUUUGUUUGUUUCGCGCAUUUUUAAAUACAAGCGCUGUGCAGCGGUGCUGCUUUCGUGCUGUGGUGUGAUGCUGACAGCUUUUGAGUUCACUGCCACUGAAGCAGUUGAUCCAUCAGUCAGUCGAAUAUUUGGCCAGUAGCGUAAAUUUCAGGAAUAGAAUUGUGACAGAUUUUGCUCGUGUGUGCUUCACUUUGUACAGCAUAACAAAUUGAACGCUUGCGAUGCUAAAUAAUUAUUAUUACUAAUUAUACGCCCUCUUUUGUCAAAUAGUUAUUAGGUAGUUAGUUUUUUUUUAGUUUAGUUUAGCUUAUUUGUGAAUUUUCGUUACCGACCUUCCCUAUAUUUUAAUGGCCAUGUUCAUAAAAAAUAAAAUAGAUUUAAAAAGCUUUAUAAAGUGAUAUUUUCAUAAAAUUUGUCGAUUUAUAAAGCAUUUAAAGUCUUCUUUAUUUUUUAUUUAUGAAUCUGGAUGCUAUUUUGUAGUUGGAUAUGUGUUUUCUUAUGCCGAAUUUCCACUAGGCAUUGAAAUGACAAAAUAUGUAUGCCAUUAAAAAAAAAAAAAGUAAAGUCGGAA